GGGGGCCCGGCGCGGCGGGGCGCGCCUGCGGGGCCAUGAGGGCGGGCUCCGGCCAUGGCCCAUGGCAGCGCGGCGGUCAUGCUGAAGUGCGUGGUGGUGGGGGACGGCGCCGUGGGCAAGACGUGCCUGCUGAUGAGCUACGCCAACGACGCCUUCCCCGAGGAGUACGUGCCCACCGUCUUCGACCACUACGCAGUCAGCGUUACCGUCGGGGGCAAGCAGUACCUGCUGGGGCUGUACGACACCGCCGGACAGGAAGACUAUGACCGUCUGAGACCUUUAUCUUAUCCCAUGACCGAUGUCUUCCUUAUCUGCUUCUCAGUGGUAAACCCUGCUUCAUUUCAAAAUGUGAAGGAAGAGUGGGUACCGGAGUUGAAGGAAUAUGCACCUAAUGUUCCCUUUUUACUAGUAGGAACACAGAUUGAUCUUCGCGAUGACCCAAAAACUCUGGCAAGACUGAAUGACAUGAAAGAGAAGCCCAUAUCUGUGGAGCAAGGACAGAAGUUAGCGAAAGAGAUAGGAGCCUACUGCUAUGUGGAGUGUUCAGCUUUAACACAGAAAGGACUGAAGACCGUUUUUGAUGAAGCUAUUAUAGCCAUUCUAACUCCAAAGAAACACACAGUGAAGAAAAGAAUAGGCUCAAGAUGCAUAAACUGCUGUUUGAUCACGUGAGAUACAUUUGACAAUGGCCAGGCUUACUGUGAAAUUCUACGGAAUUUAAAUACAAUGCAUUAAAUACACAGCGAACUUAUUACAAGUUUGAAAGCUGAAACCAUGAUUCUGCCUUCUACAGCUGGUGAAUUCCACAGGAAUAAAAUCAAACGCAAUGAACUUGUAAUAAGAAGCCACCACAUCUGUUAGAAAUAUUUUAUUCAGACUGGAAGGUACAAUCUCUCAGGGUUACAUAGUCUAGAGGAAGCAAAAACUGCACCAUGUUGAAAUGGCAUCUAUAUGAUUUUGAGUGGAGAUGCUUGGCCUGAAAUACUCUGAUUUAAUUUGGAUAGUCUUCUGCUUUGACUAUACAUAUAUAUAUAUCUUAUAAAAACAACAACUUUUGCACAGUCUGUAUGGAAUCUGCACAAAGAAAUACCUUGUCUCUCUUUGCUCCAGUUAUCUGCUUUUAUAUGUAAGCUGCUUCCGGUUCCAGUGUAUCCACAGAGGUGCAAUAAUCAGACCAGCCACAUAGCCAAAGGUCGCUCCGAGGGAACAGGAGAUGGGCCAUACCUGAGGGGAGAACACAAGGUAAAAGCAGACGACAAGGAGAGCCUUUGUGGUUUUUUGUACGUCGUGAGCACAAAUUCUCAGUGUAAGCUAGGUACUGAAAGACAGUAGCGUCUUAUUCUACUUUAAAGCUUGACAUGCUUUCCAAAUAAUGCCAAAAAGUGUAACAAUCAUCUUUGUGGACACUAAAUGCUGUUGUACAGUUUUUAAUUAAUAUGCAUUAAAAUGUAACCAGGCUUCUGGCUAUUGCAGACUUCAGUUUGAUAUUCCCAAAACUAUGUGAAAAACAUUACAGUAUUUAUAUCCCCCAAAGUGUUCAGCUAAGCUGACUUUCUGUUCCACUGCACACAUUUGGAAACCUACAGAUGGUGAUUUCUCCUUCCAGUCUCUCAUGGUGUUCUGAAACUUUUAGAGGUGUGUAUAAAUGAACUAAUAUUCAAAUAAGGCCAGAGACUGAGAUGGAUAGAAGGUUUUUCUUUUUUUUUGUCUUGAAAAGUAGGCAAAGGGAUCAAUUUCCCUCUGGCUGGCAGUAGGGAGGGAACAUAAAUUUUGAAACUUACUGAACAUCUUGCCCCCAGUUCAGCAAACAUGUAGUAAGCCAGUUAUGUUAAAGUGAGCUUUAAUGAUAAACUCUACUUCCUAGUAUAAGAACAGGGAAGCCGACUCAAUACAGCUGACUCACUUUCACAAACCAUCUAGUACUGAGGCAAAGAAGUAAUGGGAUACCCCCCUCCUUUUUUUUUAAUUGGUAUUGAUUUGCAGGGAGGAGUGGUCAAAACAUAACCGGUCUGUCCUCAGAUGUAGCUUAUAUUACCAGUCAACUACAUACGGCAUUUGAUGGAAGCCUCAGUUGUGCUGGUGAUUAAAAAUAUUUGUUGUAGAAUAAACUGAAUUCCCAUUCCCCUUCAAAAUUUUCCUUUUUUUUUUUUUAAUUUUUAAAUUAAGGGGGAUAUUUCCACCUUCUGUAGUACUUGAGACUGAGAAAUGCACUAGGCAUUAUUAAAGAAAAUAUCCACUUCUCAGUGUCCAGCCUUCUUUUCUACUUUUGGUUUGCAAUUCAUGAAUAUCAAAUGAACUUAAUGGCACUAAUUCCUCCUUUCAUUCAUUAUUCUAGCUCUGAUUCUCUGUACUUCAUUAUCGCUUGGAAAAAUAUAUUUAUUCACAUCCUUUGAUCACAGAAAUUUUAACUAGGAAUAAGAGUAAUGUAUUUUAUCCUCAGCUGUUUCAUCUUCACAUUCCUUAGCAUUUGCAGUUUUAUAUAUUAUUUGGAGGUCUUAAGGAGUGUAGCAAAGAUGACUGUAAGCAAGGUGCCUUAGGUACUCUUUAUUGACCUUGUUUCAUUCUUCCAUUUCUGGACAUCCUGUCUCUGCGAUUUCUUUUUGUUGCUGAAUAUUUUGGCUGUUGCCUCUCAAACCAAAGACUUGCUUGUUUUCAUUCAUUUAACAGUGGUAUUAUAGAUCUUCUAUAAAAAGCCUUGAGAUGCUUUGGUAUGGUAAGAUAUUAUGUAUAUUUAAAACUCACAUGAGUUUGUGGCCUUGGCUAAACUUACACUUCAGGUGGAUUUUUUCAGCUUUUCAAUGAAAUGUAAUUAAGUUAUUUCUAGCAUUUUGCUUAUUACACAUGUCUAAAGGACAAAACAAUAAAAAAGCCCCUGCAACCCCAGCUGUUCACUCAGUAACAUUCAGUUGCAACAGGAGUCCUACUUUCUUAUCCACUGAUGAAGUCAAAUACCACUCUAAUACCCAGAAAAGUAUGGGCAGAGACUUCAUAACUCAGUAGUCUUUUUACAUCGAAUUCUCUGAGUGAUCAAUUAUCCUUCAUUAAACUUUACCUACAUUAGGUGAAUCUGUAGUUGCCCAUUUGCUUUUCAGAAGUAUAGGUAGACAUCGGAUGCCAAAUUUUUCAUGUUCUCUUUACUAGAGAGUCAAUAUCCCUGAUGACCCAUUGACCCUGUAUCCUUUGCUAUUUUGUGUAUAGUGGGCAAUUGUUGGUAUGAUUAAAAUGAUCUCUGACUGUUGUAGCUUCUUUUACCUGAUUGAACUACAACUUGGAACAUGAUUUUUCAACAGUUAUGUAAAUGUUAGUAUUAAUUAUGCCUCUGUCUGUCUUUCAAAUAUUCAAUUUUUGCUUUGCUUUUUAAAAAUCAUUGUUACCUUACAGAAAUUUCACGCUGUCUCAAACAAAUGAGUCUCUGACCUCUGCAAUCUAACCCUCACCAGCGGCAGCUGGCCAAGACGGGGCAAAGGGAAGAAACUGUAAAACACUCUAUGAAUGAGACAGAAUAUAAGCACCACCUCAUCCCUUCUAGUGGCAUAGAAGUAGGCCAGGUACUUGUUCUUGUUAUGCUGGUCAGAUGGCCCAAAACAGUUCUGAAGGCAGUUUGAUUGGCCUUUUGAAAACUCCAUAACUAUAGGAGUUAAAAGCCUGGACUUAAGAGCGUUGCUGUCCUUAUGCUAUUUUCUCUAACCCUCAAGGCAGGGCAAAAAAAACCUCUAACAAAUGAGUAAUUAUACUAGUUCUGCACCUUUUAUUCUUGACUGCUGGCCUUUAAGCUACAUACAGCCAGAUGCACCCAUGGGUAUAUCUAAAGCUGCAAGUUAUCAAAGAUUACAGAUUAAGAUGUGGCUCUUAAGCACAUCAGCUCCACUAAAAUAACAGCCCUUGCAUAUGCUUUUUGUCUGUCUAUGAAAGUGGGUUGCUUUAUUUUGCAUUAGCUGCUGGCCUCAUUUUUCUGAGACCAAAUCACUUUCCACUGGACCUUUUAAAAUGAAUUUGACUUGCUUGAUUGGUCUGCUUUUGCCCUGUCUUUUAUGUUAUCUCUUAAACUUGGUUUACCUUCCCUGACUUGGUAUGAACUGCCCCUAAGUGAUAAAAAUCUAAGCAGCUAAUAUCAAUUGUCUGCCUGUUCUAAGAGAUUGCAUUCUGCUUGUCUGAAGUAUGCAACUUGUAAUAUACUCCUCGUCCCCUGAGAACUAUUUAGCGCAGUUUCUCCUACUUUAUGCUGAGGAAGCUGACAUAUCCUACCCCAGUACUGAUGUCAUGUCUAGGCUGGGUCAGCAGCAGAGGAAUAAGAUGUUGGGCAACAUCAUUUAACUGCACUUUUUUUGAGGGGGAAGAAGGAUCUGGAGAGAAAAGUGUUGGGAACGCAGGAGACAGGACAGAACAUUCUUCAGGAAACUGUCAUGAAAUGCCCUGUUUGUCCCAGCAGCUGGGAAGCAUCAGGUACCAUCCUCACACCCUGAUACAAGAAGAGUUAGCUUACAUAUCAAAAGCACGCAGAAAAAGGCACUUUUAACAACCUGUAUAUGAUUACUAGGAAUCUGAACAGCGGCUUGGCAAAAACAAAUCUCCCCCUACGUGCUUAACAAGCACAAAAAUGGUAUUUUAAGGGACAGAGCAUGACCAGUGGUUAAUGCAAAAUGAUCCUGACUUCUGCUAUUUGUUUAAAUUUUCUUUUUGCCUGGCAGCAUUUGUUAGGACUUAAGAGAGAUUUCUUUAGGCUUGCUGAACAGUCACUGCAGAACUGCAAGUUUUCUAGUAUAUAUUAGAACUCAUUUUAAGAAUAAGGACUUGAAAUAGGAAUUGCUAACCUUUCAGGACACAGAGGAGCUAGUUUCCUCAGCGCUCUUUAGAACACCUAUGAAGUGAUGUGAGAAUGCUUAUUAGCAUGUUGCACAGAAAGCAGAGCAUGUUGCAGGAUCCCAGCAAGGCAUCUGGCUCUGCUGUACUAUGCAUGUAGCUCGUUAAACCAGAAUUCUGGUUGCAUGACAGUUUUGUCAUUUAUUACAAGUCUGUAACUUGCGUCCCAUGCAGUGGGAAUUACAUAGACAUUGAUAAGGACAUAAAGGCCAGAUUCUUAUAGGUCAAAGGAGCAACACCCUAAUAAAGGUUUUAAGGAUCCUAUUAAGUUAGCAGCUGACUGCUGGAAGUUUAAUUAUACAAAUGCAAGUACAGUGAGGCAAUCUCCUGUAAUUACUUUUUUCCUAGUAAACUGGUCUCCUCCUUUAGAUUAGUACUUUUUCAUAUUCCUAAACCUGAUUUUUUUGGUAUGCUUACUAUUUCAAAAGACCCAUUUCUGACUGUCAAUUAGAAAGCUAUGUAAUAGUUUUUGUUUCACUUUAAAACUGAAUAAAUGAGCACAAUUACUUUCCCUCCCUGUUUCUAACAUGCCUUAAAUUCCUGUUUAGUCUGUACUGUGUUAAAAAUUUCAGUACAUGCCUUUAAUCUAUUUUGGUUGCAUGCACAUGUUAACUAAAAGUGUCUUAUCACAUUGUACAGAAUGUGUGUGUUGACAAGCACAUGCUGAGGAGAAGAAAGUGUGAGUUUUUCAGGCUGGCAUUUGUAACUAGAAGUUGGUUUUGUGGAUUUGUGAUCUAAAGUUAUAGCAAGCAUAACUGCCUUUGAUCUCACCAUGAAGGUUUACAUUAAGAAAACAUAUCAUUAAAUAAACAAUGAUAACCACACUAACGUGGAACAAGCUUCUACCUCUGUUUAAAAAGACUCAAACACUAGAUACUAUCCCUUCUACUCAUGUAAAGCAACUUCUUUUACAACAGAACUUUCACAGUAGGUAGUAGAUCCGAAAGCAAAUACCAGAAAGAAGGAAACACUCUGAGGUGUGUGAGGAAUAAAUAGUGUGAAAGUUUAUAGUCCUAUUUCAACUUACUUGAGUAACUACCAAGAACUAUACCCAAGAUUAUCCAGAUUAUUUUUCUGGUUACAAAAGUCUGAGAGGUAUCUCUGCUAAUAUUUACAGUCAUAUUGGCUAAAUCACAUGGCAGUCAAUCAACUCAUUUGAGUUAUAUCAGCACUAUCUAUUAUGUUUGCAGCAUUCAGUAUAAAGUGGGAAUACAUCAAUUUCACUUUUUCCUAAUGAUAUGAAAACAACGUAAGCAGAAUAUUGUUUCAAAGUUACUUUUUAUCGUUAGUUACAGGUACUACAGAUCAAAAUUAUGCUACAAAAUACCCCAAAACAAACGGAUGGGCAGGCAUGCACACAGUAAACCCAGGAACAUGUUUGAAAAGUCUAUUAUCAAAACAUGGAAUAAACCCAGGAACUUCACAAUUUCCAAAAGUCAUUGCUGUCAAAGGUGAAUGGGGUGUCUGGAAUACUAGUUCCACCGCCUAGAAAGGAUGCUGAUAAGGUUUUGCUCUUUAAUUAUACCAUCUUGUUCUGCAACUCAGGUACCUCAGGCUAAGCAGAGAAAGGAUGUGUCACAAUGUGUCUACUAACACCCUAGCGAUCCUGUUCUGUUUCAGUGGGGGUGUGCUUUAAGGUGCCACUUCUCAGAUGACACAUGAAGCCAGGAUCCUAAUCACAUGCGGUGAUUAAAAGUACACCACCAACUUGAAAUAGGCAUUCCGAAAAAAAUCGAGCAACCGUGACAAAAGAAGUUAGUUUCUAUUUUUUUGCUACAACUGCCAUAACUCACCAUAAUCCUUGCAGACCCACUGCACAUCAGAGGGCUAGAGGCAACAAGAAGUGGAUGUGCAAUUCCUUCGUCUUUUGAACAUCACCUAGAAUAGCUUUAUUUAAAUGGCCAUAAUUAAGUGCUGAAAACUAUUUUAAAAAUUGUUUAAGAAUUAGAUAGUAAUCUCAAAACAUUGGCAAAUUUAUUCUACCAGUCUGACACUUGAAAAACAUUAAUAUCUUGCAGAUAAGAUAUUAAUAUCUUACAGAGUAAGUCUUGAAAAGUUUGGGUGUGUUUGUUUGUUUCUAAAGACAGCAAUUUAAAUACUGUAGGGACUAACCUGCAUUCCUGUAAGGCAACUACCUUAACCUUUGAGAUAAGCUUAACUCUGCAGACCUACAGCCAGGAACAAGCACAGAGCAGGCCUCCCAGACCAACUGUUCUGUGUAGUUACAAAAUAAAUUUUUCUGAAGACUAGCAGAGUGGCAAUAGGCAUGGCCAAAUUGUGUUAAAAAGUGACUUGAAGAACAACAGAAUAAUGAAAAACAAUCAUCAAGAUACCAACUGACUUUCAGCAAUACAUUUUAUACUUCUAACAGAAAUGCUUUAUGUAUUUUUCAUUUCCAUUCUGAAACAUUAUUCAGAUAAUUAAUGUCAUUUUAUUUCCAAACCAACAUUCUGUUCCUAUUAAGUAAUAUUUACUUAGCGUAAAAAUUGUUGUAUGCUAAAAAAAUGCAUUUUACAUUAUUUUAAGUGUAGACAGGCCCACUAAUCUGAGUAUCCCCUGUAUGCAAUAUUUUUCAAACGUAAACAUGGAAAAUAAAGUUAAGAUUUUCUGAGA
Messenger RNA from Columba livia (rock pigeon), 7473 nucleotides. RefSeq names its product ras homolog family member Q (gene RHOQ). The transcript has 5 exons. Gene Ontology annotation, biological process: establishment or maintenance of cell polarity; small GTPase-mediated signal transduction; endocytosis. Bases 55 to 672 code for a protein of 205 amino acids. Gene Ontology annotation, molecular function: protein kinase binding; GTP binding; GTPase activity. The record is from RefSeq and is a predicted model, not a curated record. Lineage: Eukaryota; Metazoa; Chordata; Aves; Columbiformes; Columbidae.